Molecule: messenger RNA, 3733 nt
Organism: Pteropus alecto (black flying fox)
Lineage: Eukaryota; Metazoa; Chordata; Mammalia; Chiroptera; Pteropodidae
Gene: LBR
Product: lamin B receptor
Exons: 13
Coding region: 34-1887 (617 amino acids)
Biological process (GO): sterol biosynthetic process
Cellular component (GO): nuclear inner membrane
Molecular function (GO): oxidoreductase activity, acting on the CH-CH group of donors, NAD or NADP as acceptor
Source: RefSeq, a predicted model, not a curated record
UUUCUUUAAAACUAUCCAGACUGACUUUCAAAAAUGCCAAGUAGGAAAUUUGCCGACGGCGAGGUGGUCAGAGGUCGAUGGCCUGGGAGCUCGCUUUACUAUGAAGUGGAAAUUCUGAGCCACGACAGCAGCUCCCAGCUUUACACUGUGAAAUACAAAGAUGGAACCGAGCUCGAACUGAGAGAGAAUGACAUCAAGCCUUUAACUUCCUUUAGGCAAAGGAAAAGUGGCUCAACUUCCAGUUCUCCCUCCCGCCGCCGAGGGAGCAGGUCAAGGUCACGCUCCCGCUCCCCUGGCCGACCACCUAAAAGUUCCCGCCGCUCUGCCUCUGCUUCGCAGCAGGCCGACAUUAAGGAAAUGAGGAAGGAAGUGUUGGAAGUGAAAUUGACUCCACUGGUGUUGCAGCCAUUUGGGAAUAGUGUCAACAGGUACAAUGGGGAGCCUGAGCACAGGGAGAGGAAUGACUUACCACGCAAAAACGCACAGGAGAAAUUCCAUUUGUCAGAAGAAAGUAGUUACAUAUCUGCACAGUACGGCCUCCGUCCAAGAAGAGAAGAGAUGAAGUUAAAAGAGCUAGAUUCCAAGGAAGAAAAACCUGUUACAAAAGGACCUACAUCGUUGAGAACCUUUGAGAUGGCAGCCACACAGAAGAAGGACUUAGAGUUUGGAGGAGUACCUGGUGCGUGCCUCAUCAUGCUGGGCCUGCCUGCCUUCCUCUUCCUGCUGCUGUUGAUGUGUAGACAGAGAGAGCCCAGUCUUCUGAAUUUCCCGCCUCCUCUGCCAGCUCUGUAUGGUUUAUGGGAAACCAGAGCGUUUGGGGUCUACGUCCUCUGGUUUUUUGUUCAGGCUCUGUUCUACUUACUGCCAAUCGGGAAGGUUGUAGAAGGAACACCUCUUACUGAUGGAAGAAGACUGAAGUAUAGAUUAAAUGGAUUCUAUGCUUUUAUCCUGACAUCGGCAGUCGUCGGAGCGGCUCUCUUCUGGGGCGUGGAGCUGUAUUAUGUGUACAGGCACUUCCUUCAGUUGGCGCUGGCAGCCAUCGUCUUUUCUGUGGUCCUGAGUGUUUAUCUCUACGUGCGGGCUUUGCGGGCUCCGCAGGACGAACUGUCGCCAGCCAGCUCUGGAAAUGCCAUCUAUGAUUUCUUCAUUGGCCAUGAAUUGAAUCCUCGGAUUGGCACUUUUGAUCUGAAAUACUUUUGUGAGUUGCGCCCCGGAUUGAUCGGAUGGGUGGUUAUUAACUUGGCGAUGCUUUUGGCUGAGAUGAAGUUACAGAAUCGUGCUACGCCAUCCUUGGCAAUGAUUUUGGUUAACAGUUUCCAGCUCUUAUACGUGGUGGAUGCACUCUGGAACGAGGAGGCGGUGCUGACGACCAUGGACAUCAUCCAUGACGGGUUCGGGUUCAUGCUGGCUUUUGGAGACUUAGUCUGGGUCCCAUUCAUCUACAGCUUCCAAGCUUUUUACUUAGUCCAUCAUCCGAAUGAAGUGUCCUGGCCGGUGGCCUCUCUCAUCAUUGCUUUGAAGCUUUGCGGAUAUAUAAUCUUCCGAUGUUCAAAUAUUCAGAAAAAUGCAUUCCGGAAAAAUCCCGCUGAUCCGAAGCUUGCACAUUUAAAAACCAUUCACACGUCAGCGGGAAAAAGCCUUCUCGUUUCUGGAUGGUGGGGCUUUGUUCGCCACCCCAAUUACUUAGGUGACCUCAUCAUGGCCCUGGCGUGGUCUCUCCCAUGUGGCUUCAACCACAUCCUGCCCUAUUUCUACGUGAUCUACUUCGCGGUGCUGCUGGUCCACCGGGAAGCCCGCGACGAGCGCCAGUGCCGGCGGAAGUACGGCCUGGCCUGGGACAAGUACUGCCGGCGCGUGCCCUACCGCCUGCUGCCCUACGUGUACUGACCGUGUACUGACCGUGGGCGCCGGCCCCGCCGCCGCCGCCCGGCCGAACCCGGACCGACGCCCCAGCCAGCCCCGCCUCGUCGCACUGACAGGAGCUCCGAAGUCUCGCUUUCCCUCCGAGUCAGGACUUCAGAGCCGAGUCGUCUUGUUGUAAUGGAGCCACGUUUAUUUUUAUUAAAUCAUAGCAACCUAAGAGAAACUGUAAAGGUGUUAGACUUUGCAUUCCAAUAGGAAAUUUUCAGUCCUUAAAAAUCUGUAAGCAGUAAACGGGCUUAUAAAUGCACUGAGAAUACUAUUGAUGUUUAUGGGUUUUGAUUAUUUUUCAGAUUUUGAUCUUUUUUGUUUUAUAAGUUGAUUCUCUUGAAAUGAAAACACUGUCACAUUUAGAGUACAUUUAUGUUUUAUUGCAUUGAGAACAGAAUUUCAUUUCCCUUUAAAUUAAAUCAUUUACUAGUUAUGUGAUUUGAAAAUAAAAACCAGGCUUAUUGAUUUUUAUUGAAUGCCGUAUGUCAAGAGGAUGAUAGCUUAUCAGUAAGCACUGUUUGAAGGAGAUGGUUAGUAAUAGAUUGCUUAACCUCCGCUUCUAAAACUGCAUUUGAAAUGUAAAUACAUAACUUUUAUGUAAUAUAUGGUGACUUCAGAUUUUUUUGUACAGUAUUUUGAAUGUGAAAUAAUCGCCAGGACUAAGUAUCUUUUUAACAAAAACAUUUGCAGUAUUUUAAAUGAAGUUUUGUAAAGUAAUACAUGUGAAUUAAAAUUUUUGAAACAAUUAGAAUUCACUUAAUAUUGUGUAAAAGAUGCUAUUAAGAUAUAAGAAGGGUAUUUUUCUUAAUCCAAAGUUUGUGAAUUUGGCUUCUCUACCUCAAUUGCAGGUGUUUGUUUGCCUUUUUAAACUGCUGCAGAUAGAAAGAGUAGAAUAAAUAUAUAUUUUUGGAGUAACAUCACUAUUUAAACAUUUUUACAAAGAUUGGUGGCUGAAAAUUUGCCAUUUCAGGCUAAUAUUUUUGUAUGUUUUUGACCUUUUUAAUUAAGCUGUGUUUUUGCUACUGUUUAGCUCAUGCAGUUUAUACUGUAUUUUUUUAUAUCCUUUAUAUGUACAAAACUAGCAACCUAAGAGAGUUCAGGAGUGUUGUGUUCAUUUUUAGAAGUCUCUUCAUCUAAAAACAAUUUAAGGAAAUAGUUUAAAAUCAUUUCGCGCUUUUAGUUUAAUAGAUGUGCAUAAGGUAGCUUUAGUUAUUAAGCUGAUAUAGUCUCAUCUUUAAUCUAUAAUGGAACAUCAAAUUCACUAAACUACUAUAUUCAAAUUUAAAUUCUUCUCAGUAUCUUAAAUAUAGGGGAAUCUAAUAAAUACGUAUAUAUGUUGGGUUUUUAAUUAUACAUUUUAAAUACGAGCCGUUUAGAUGUGCCGUGUGCACUCUGCACUGCAGCUUGAGUCCGUGGCAGCGUGUGAUCGAGUCCGUGGCAGCGUGUGAUCGAGUCCGUGGCAGCGUGACCGCGGGAGUCGCUCGGCGUUCUGCAUCCCGUGGUCCUCCACGCUGACUUGGUGGGAUUGUCAGCGUUGUGUUAGUGCCGUGCGUGCGAGCAGUUUCUCAUUAUGCUUUUCAUUUGGCACCAGAAAGUAGCAUCCCGGUCUAGAUUCACCACAGAAGUGUUGCGGGAGGAAGAAGGACUUUUAAUUUAUCCCUGGCAAUGAAAAAGGAGCUCGUCACCAGCACAGGGCUGCCGUUUCUGGAUUCCAGCUACAAUUUGCUUCUCAUUGUGUUGUCGACAUGUUUAUUUGAUAAGUUUUAUAAUGAAGUUUUAAGUUAGAAAUAAAGUCGAAAAUAAAAAGAUGUUCUUUUGAUCA